Striga hermonthica is the source of this 1344-nucleotide messenger RNA. NCBI's taxonomy places the organism in Eukaryota, Viridiplantae, Streptophyta, Magnoliopsida, Lamiales, Orobanchaceae. The record is from the annotation of a GenBank genome assembly.
AUGCGUAAUUUCAUUCAAGCAUCAAACAUGAAUGCAUGGCUAUCUAUCAUGGAUGGACCUUACUCUCCUACUGUAGAAAGGGAAGGUGCCACAAUUGUAAAGCCAAGAAAGGACUGGACUGAUGCUGAUCUCAGAAAGAUGCAACAUGAUGCUGCAGCCAUCAAUAUGCUCCACUGUGCGUUGGAUGCAUCUGAAUACAACAGGAUCUCUGGGUGCGAGUCAGCAAAGGAGAUUUGGGAAAAAUUUGAGACUACCUAUGAAGGGACAGAUAAGGUCAAGGAGUCCAAGAUUAACCAACAGCUUAGAUAUUAUGAGCUGUUUGAGAUGAAAGAAGGCGAGUCUAUUGGUGAGAUGAACAGCAGAUUCGUCAACAUCAUCAAUGAGCUGAAAAGACUCGGUAAAAGCUUCACUGAAGAAGAGCAAGUGAAGAAAAUACUGAGAAGUCUUGCUAGGAGCUGGGAAGCAAAGAAGACCGCUAUUGAAGAAGCUCAUGAUCUAAAAGUCUAUAAAUUUGAUGAGCUGAUUGGAUCUCUGCCGACUCACGAAAUUUCGGUAAGAAAUUUUGAAGAAAAGGAAAAACAAGGAAGGUCUGAGGACAAGAGGCAGAAGGCCAUUGUACUGAAAGCUGAUUCAUCUGAAGAUGAAGACUCAGACAUAGAUGAGAUGGCUAUGCUAGCCAAAAAGCUGAAGAAAAUGUUCAAGAAAGGUGGAAGAAUCCACAAGAAGAAGAUUCAGUUUAUCAAGAGAAAGGAGCAGAAGAAGGAUGCAGAGGCUUCCAUUACCUGCUUUGAGUGUCACCAGCCAGGCCACAUCAAAGCCAACUGUCCCAAACUCAAAAAGGACAGAAAGUUCAAAAAGAAGGCCAUGGUGGCAACGUGGAGUGAUUCAGAGGACUCCUCAUCAUCUGAAGAUGAAGAGUGUACUGAGACAGCCAAUAUUUGCUUCAUGGCUAUGGAUGCUGAGCCUGAUGAGGAAGCUAACUCAGAAUCCUCAGAUGAGUCUGAAGACGAGGCUGAGAGCAGAGCCACUGAACCUCAGGUACAAUUUAUCUUCAUGACUCCCUCUGAAAUUCAUACUGCACUUUUUGCUUUAUAUCAGUAUGCAAAGAAGUCAGCAGCAAAGCUAAAAGGACUACAGAGGAGAAUUUUAGAACUCGAGAAAGAUAGAAGCUUCCAUGAGGAUGCAGUCAAGGAUCUCCUGACUAUAGUUCCUGGUCAUGAGGAUAAACUAAAGUCAGAAGAAGGGGAGAUAAAGACCAUCACUCAGGAAUGCUUAAACCUGAGGGAAUUGAUUGAGGAAUUUCAGAGAUAUCAAUCUCAGAAGGAGUCUCAGAGGCAACCUUAA